Molecule: messenger RNA, 3496 nt
Organism: Oncorhynchus mykiss (rainbow trout)
Lineage: Eukaryota; Metazoa; Chordata; Actinopteri; Salmoniformes; Salmonidae
Source: RefSeq, a predicted model, not a curated record
GUAUUACACUGUCAGAGGAGAGAAAUGUAGAGCUCUCCUAUGUGAUUGGAGAAUUCACAUUUGUUGACACGCCCCAAAUCUAUGAGCAUGGAUCAAUUAUCGAAGGCAAGAUAAAUGCUGUUCGAUAUAACAACACACCCAUCUCUGACAUGUUAGUCUACCUGUUCGAGGAGAAAGGCUGGUCCUCAUAUCUACGACUACAGAACCUAACCACGGACAGUCGUGGUAUUGCCAGGUUCUCCGUUAACACAACCAGUCUGCCCAAAGAGAAUAUUAACCUCGUAGUGAGCGACACCCCACAAGUGGAGUACCCAGGAUACAGGGUCCCCUAUUUCAACAGAGGGCAACACCUACUCUCGCUGAUCCAGCCCGCUGCCCCUGACAUUAAACCGUCCAGCUCCCUGGCUAUUCAGAAGGUGGAGACACCACUGGCGUGUGGGCAGGCGGUGUCCAUCACCAUCCGCUAUGCCAUCGUAGGGGAGACUGUCCCAAAGGGCUCUGUGGCUGUCCUCUACCUGGCCUUGUCCAGAGGGGUCAUAGUUCAGCAUGGACACAUCAAUGUUACUGUGCAGCAGGACAGUCCUGUAGCCGAGGGUGACGUCACCUUGACGUUGGCAGUGGUCCCAGAGAUGGCGCCGGUGGUUCAGCUCCUGGUGUACAGUAUGCUACCCAGUGAGACUGUCAUCGCCCACAGCAUGAACUUCCCCACUGAGAAAUGCUUCAGGAACAAGGUGUUGGUGGAGUUCUCACCCUCCAACGCUGUCCCAGGGGAGGAGAACACCCUGCAUCUCUCGGCCCGGCCCGGUUCCCUCUGUGGCCUCGGUGCUGUUGACCAGAGUGUUGGCAUCAUGGAGCCAGGGAAGAGGCUGGAUGCUGACAAGAUAUUUAAUUUGCUACCGGUCAAGGAGACGACCUAUGUUCCCUACGAGCUUGAAGAUCCAGUAGCAUGUUUACGCGUUAGACCAAGGAGAUCCAUAAUACCACACCCAUAUGGACCGUCUGAGCAGACAAAUGAUCCUUAUGCAGUUUUUCAGACACUGGGAUUGAAGCUAGCGACUAACCUGGAUAUAAGAGUACGUUCCUGCCUCAGUUACCAGGGGAACCAGUACUAUCGCUCCUAUGUAGCUUACAGCCUAAUGGCUAGGCCUGGAUCAGCAGGUCCUAGACUUGAAAUGGCUGUGGCUGGUGGACUUGCCGCUCCACCUCCGCCACCCAUACAGACGGUCCGUACAUUCUUCCCUGAGACAUGGAUUUGGGACCUUGUGGAAGUUGGGGAGUCUGGAUCUUUAGAUGUCCCCCUGACAGUCCCAGACACCAUCACCACCUGGGAGACUGAGGUCUUCUGCCUGGCCCCCAGUGGCUUUGGUCUGGCUCCUCUGGUGGAGCUCACGGUCUUCCAGCCCUUCUUCCUGGAGCUCACCCUGCCCUACUCAGUCAUCCGGGGAGAGCACUUUGAGCUGAAGGCCACUGUGUUUAACUACCUCUCCAAGUGCAUCAUGGUUUCUGUGACUCCAGCUCUUUCCUCAGACUACACUCUCACACCCUUGCGUGAUGUCCAGGACUCCUCGUGCUUGUGUGCCAAUGGACGAAAGACCUUCAGUUGGACACUGGCCCCCUCUGUCCUGGGGGUUUUGAACGUGUCUGUUAGUGCGGCGGCUGUCCGGUCCCAGACUGCGUGUGACAACGGGGUUGUGAACGUACCGGAGAGAGGACGCGUUGACACAGUCACACGGAGCCUGCUGGUGAAGGCUGAGGGAACAGAGAAGAGCCACACCUACAACUGGUUGCUGUGUCCUACUGGAGAAGCUCUGACGGAGGAGGUGGAACUGCAACUUCCCCAGAAUGUGGUGGAUGGCUCUGCUAGGAUUUCCCUCUCGGUUUUAGGGGACAUCCUGGGUCGGGCCCUCAACAACCUGGAUGGACUGUUGCAGAUGCCGUAUGGGUGUGGGGAGCAGAAUAUGGCCCUGCUCUCCCCCAAUAUCUACAUCCUGGAGUACCUGAGGAACACAGAGCAGCUCACGCCAGCCAUCCUAGAAAAGGCCACCAAGUUCCUCACUAGUGGUUACCAACGGCAGCUGAACUACAAGAAUGCUGAUGGUGCGUACAGCACGUUUGGACAAGGCUUGGGGAACACCUGGCUGACUGCUUUUGUCUUGAGAUCCUUUGGCAAAGCCCAGUCUUUCAUCUAUGUUGACCCGGCAACGAUGGAGCAAUCCAAGACUUGGUUGGAACGUCAACAAGGCCAACGUGGCUGUUUCAGAACUUUAGGGAAGCUCUUGAACAACAGAAUUAAGGGUGGAGUGACGGAUGAAGUCACACUGACGGCUUACAUCACUGCUUCAAUGCUGGAGCUCAACAUGUCCGUGACGGAUCAUGUUGUGGACCACAGCUUGUCUUGCCUGAAGAACUCCACCAGUGAUUUGUCCAACACCUACGCUACUGCUCUGCUGGCCUACACCUUCACCCUGGCAGGUGACAUGGAGACACGGGCCCGGCUUCUGCAGCACCUCGACACCAUCUCAUUUCAAGAGGGGGGUCUCCUGCACUGGUCCCAGUCCUCCUCUGAGACCUCGCCCUCCCUGGAGGUGGAGAUCAGCUCCUACGUUCUGCUGGCGUCCCUCAGUGCCUCUUCUCGGUCGACCUCUGACCUGGGCUACGCCUCCCGCAUCGUCAGGUGGCUGGUGAGGCAGCAGAACGCCUACGGAGGCUUCUCUUCCACCCAGGACACGGUGGUGGCCCUCCAGGCCCUGGCUCUCUACUCCACCAGGGUGUUCAGUAGAGGAGGAGCCAGCACAGUGACGGUCAGGUCUCCCAGUGGGGACCGGUGCCUCUUCCAUGUGAACCAAAACAACAAGCUUCUGUACCAGGAGAGGGCGCUGCAGGACACAGAAGGGAAGUACAGCGUUGAAGUGCAGGGCAGUGCUUGUGCCUCAGUGCAGGUGGUGCUCCGCUACAACGUCCCUAGUCCUACCAGAAGAACAACGCUCAGUAUCCAGGUGACUCCAGAGGUGGACUGCAACAGGAAGUCUUUGAGACCCAGAGUCACGCUGAAGCUCCAGUCUCGAUAUCAUGGAAAGGAGCUCACCACCAAUAUGAUUAUAGUGGAUUUGAAAAUGCUCUCUGGGUUUUCUCCAGAUCCAGACUCUUUGGGGAGGCUGCGGGGUUCAAGUCAAGUGGAUCGUGUUGAUAUCAAAGAUGACCAUGUGUUAAUGUACUUGACAGAGCUGACAUCACUACUUCCUUUCCACAUCACCCUGGACAUCAUACAGGAGUUCCCAGUACAGAAUCUAAAGCCAGCAGUGGUCAAGAUCUAUGACUACUACCAGCCAAGUGACAAGGCUGAGACAGAAUACGUCUUCCCUUGCAACUAGGGGUUCCCAGCUGAUGGAAGAAGAUGACAUUGAUGUCACACCUGCAACCCUUGAGACGUCUUUCAAGUGCUGAAGUAAAACUAUGGAUCUGGAAAUAAAGUGUUUCAUUAAAACCCUUUUCUGGA